AUCAAGAAAAAAAGAAAACAAAAUAACAAACCUUCUAAAAAAAAUGAAGAACAAAGCAGAGCUUGUGUUGGUGCCAACCCCUGCAACGGGUCACCUUGUAUCUAUAGUAGAGUUAGCCAAACACUUACUUGACCGACACGAACAUUUCUCCAUAACAGUCCUCCUUAUCAAACCAUUCUUCUUUCCUUCCUACAAUCUCUAUGUCGAAUCACUCGCCGCCUCCGAAAACCGACUGCGCUACAUCCACCUCCCUCCUCCACCACCACCUUCGGAACCAGUAGUCCCCAAGUCUCCGGAGAAAUUUUUCUCUGAUUUCCUAGAAAGCCACAAAUCACAGGUCAGAGAAGCAAUCGUCAACCAUGUGUUGUCAUCUUCUCCUGCGACGGCGAGGCUGGCGGGGGUGGUGGUGGACUUUUUAUGCACCGCCAUGAUUGACGUCGCCAACGAAUUCGCAGCCCCUACUUACCUCUUCUUUCCUUCCAGCGCCGCCUUUCUCGGCCUCAUGCUCCACCUCCCAAUCCGCCAUGCCCUGAUUGGAACUGAGUUCUCCGCCUCCGAUCCGAACUCAGUGACUCACUUCCCGAGUUACGCUAACCCGGUCCCUACCUCGGUCCUACCCGCCUUUCUAUUCAACAAGCACGGCGGCUACAACUGCUUACUGAACCACGCCAGGAGGUUCAGAGAGGCCAAGGGCAUAAUCGUAAAUACAUUCGAAGAGCUCGAAUCCUAUGCGGUGAAGUCUUUGUUAGCCUCGCCGGAAUCGCCACCGGUUUAUGCCGUCGGGCCGCUGCUUGACCUCGCCGGCAAUGCCCGAUCGGGGAGCGAUCGAGACAAGAUCUUGAAAUGGCUCGACGAACAGCCUAUGUCGUCAGUCGUGUUCCUCUGCUUCGGAAGCCUAGGGUGCUUUGAUCCGCCGCAGCUGGCGGAGAUUGCGGCGGCGCUAGAGAAGAGCGGCCACCGGUUCUUGUGGUCCAUACGGCGGCCGCCACCCGAAGGUGGGUUAGCGAUGCCGGCCGAUUGCGGCGGCGAUCACGAGGGCUUGCUGCCGGAAGGGUUUCUGAAACGGACGGAAAACAGAGGAAUGGUGUGCGGGUGGGCCCCGCAGACGGCGGUUCUGUGCCACGCGGCGGUGGGAGGGUUUGUGUCGCACUGCGGGUGGAACUCGAUUUUGGAGAGCUUGUGGUU
Camellia sinensis is the source of this 1185-nucleotide messenger RNA. Lineage: Eukaryota; Viridiplantae; Streptophyta; Magnoliopsida; Ericales; Theaceae. The record is from RefSeq and is a predicted model, not a curated record.